AUGGUUGUGACCGCUACCCUUGUGACCCUCAAUAAUGGGCAAAAAAUGCCAGUGCUUGGGCUGGGGACCUACAAUCUGAGAGGACAGAACUGUAUUGAUGCAGUGAAGUCAGCAAUUGACGCAGGCUAUCGACACAUCGAUACUGCCUCGUUGUAUCAAAACGAGACUGAAGUUGGCCAAGCUGUGCGGGAAAAGAUCGAGGAUGGAACGAUUAAGCGCGAGGACAUUUUCAUUACUACUAAGCUCUGGAACACCUCGCAUGAACCGGCACAGGUUCGUGAAGCAUUCGACACCUCCAUGACCAAACUCAACCUGGACUAUGUGGAUCUUUACCUUAUGCAUACUCCGCUUGGUGCCAUGGUCGACGCGAACGGAGAAACCGUACUUACCGCAGUUGACUACGUGACGACCUGGAACGCCAUGGAAAAGCUGCUAGAUACUGGGCGCGUACGCAGCCUGGGUGUGUCCAACUUCAACAGUGAACAGUUGCGCCGGGUAAUCGAGAAUGGGACGGUCAAACCGGUCACCAAUCAGGUCGAGUGUCAUGUGCGGCUCAAUCAGAAAAAGUUGAUCAAAUUCUGCAAAGAUCGUGAUAUCGUUGUCACCGCGUACAGUCCGCUGGUCAGACCGAGUGCUUCCCUCGGUCAGGAAGAUCACAAACAUGCGUUCGAAGAUGAACGGGUAGUUACGAUCGCGGAACGGUACAACAAAACACCGGCCCAGGUGCUGUUGCGCUACCUGGUAGAUAUCGGCACGGUACCAAUCCCAAAGUCGGGCAACCAGGAACGUAUACGGCAAAAUUUGGACAUUUUCGAUUUUGCACUCACACCGGAAGAGGUGCUCACGCUGGACGGUCUUCACACUGGACAGCGGCUGGUGAAAGUCGAGUCCGCCGCAGCACAUCCAUUCUAUCCAUUUGAUGCGGAAUUUUAA
This is a messenger RNA of Anopheles marshallii, 933 nucleotides long. Its product is annotated as aldo-keto reductase family 1 member C18-like. Gene Ontology annotation, molecular function: aldose reductase (NADPH) activity. Bases 1 to 933 code for a protein of 310 amino acids. Lineage: Eukaryota; Metazoa; Arthropoda; Insecta; Diptera; Culicidae. The record is from RefSeq and is a predicted model, not a curated record. Gene Ontology annotation, cellular component: cytosol. The transcript is spliced from 3 exons.